ACCGUGCAAGACUACGCCACCGUGUAUGAGGGGCCUAUGAUUGUGACGUUACGACUGUGUGAGACGGAGGCUGUGACAAUGUAUGUGACAUUAUGAGACAGCACCCCCAUAACGGGGGGGGAGCCUCUGACUGUGAGAAUGGAAUUAGCAUGAAACAGAGAGGCUUGUGCCAGUGUGUGAUAGUGCUGGGGGAUGUGUGUGGGGACCUGAGUGACCGUGGCUGAGCCUGCACACUGUGUGAGACUGAGGUGGUUAAUGUGUGUGACAGCAGGAGACCACCCAGUUGCACGAGGGGACCUGUGGCUGAGUACUCUGGGAGACUGAAAGACUGCGAUGGUGUAUGCGAUUGGACCGGGCAGGGAUCAGCUGAGUGACAGGGUUAGACCAGAUCACUGUGUAUUAAGGACUUCUGACUGUGAGACUAGAUACUGGGUGAGACCGAGGCUGUGACAUUGUGUGGCUGAAUACUUUUUGAGACUGUGCCAAUAGUGCUGUCGGGGCCUGUGACAGUUUGUGAGACUGAAUACUGGCUAUGACCUAGAGAGAGAGGCUGGGACAAUAGAUGUGGCACUAUGAGACCAUGUCACAGUGUUGAAGGGCCUAUGACGGUGUAUGAGACUGUGAGAGGCCAUAAGGACGUGUGUGACUGCUCGAGACCGUGCCACCAGUUUACUUUCUCAGUACAUCUCCCUGCUCCCAGAAACACAGUCAUAGAUUCUUGAAGCUUUAACGCCAUGUCCAAGAAUUUGCUGACAUUUGAGGAUGUGUCUGUAAAUUUCAGUCGAGAGGAAUGGCAGUGGCUGAGUGACACACAGAGAGACUUGUACAGGAAGGUGACAUUGGAGAACUAUAGGAGCCUGGUGUCGCUGGCAGGAAUUCCUGUUUACAAACCAGCUGUGAUCUCAUUGCUGGAACAAGGAAAAGAGCCCUGGAUGGUGCAGAAGAAGAGAGCAAGAGACAGGUGUCCCGAUUGGGAGUAUGUAUUCAAAGGCACUGAAUUUAUAUCAAAGCAAGAUAUUUAUAACAAAUCUGCCAAAGUCCUAAGAAUGGGAAGAAGCCAUUUUAGUUCCAGCCUUGAUUGUCCCAAGUUGAAAGAAGACCAUAAAAGUGAAGACUGGUUUAAGAACAGGUUGGGAGGUCAGGAGGUGCAUUCCCAUCAGUUGCUCAUCACUCAUAAAGAAGUCCCUGAAGAUGAAAUUAAUGGGUGUAAUCCAUCUUGUCAAGCCUUCCAUCAGGAUGUAAUACUAGAUAUGCCACAAAGUUCCUCUACCAAAGAAAGAAUAGAUCAGAGUGAGCCACAAAAGAGAAGUUACCAGAAAAAGUCUGUCGAAAUGAAACAUAAGAAGGUCCAGGUAGAAAAGAAAAUCCUGAAGUGUACUGAAUGUGAAAAAGUCUUUAACCAGAGCUCAUCCCUUACUCUCCAUCAGAGAAUUCAUACUGGAGAGAAACCCUACGCAUGCGUCGACUGUGGGAAAGCCUUCAGCCAAAGUGCAAACCUAGCGCAACAUAAGAGAAUACACACCGGGGAGAAACCUUAUGAAUGUAAAGAGUGUAGGAAGGCCUUCAGCCAGAAUGCACAUCUUGCUCAGCAUCAGAGAGUUCAUACUGGAGAGAAACCUUACCAGUGUAAAGAAUGUAAAAAAGCCUUUAGCCAGAUCGCACACCUGACUCAGCAUCAAAGAAUUCAUACUGGAGAGCGGCCUUUUGAAUGUAUUGAAUGUGGAAAAGCAUUUAGUAACGGUUCAUUCCUUGCUCAGCAUCAGAGAAUUCAUACGGGUGAGAAACCAUAUGUGUGUCAUGUGUGUGGGAAAGCUUUUAGUCACCGUGGAUACCUAAUUGUACAUCAGAGAAUUCAUACUGGGGAGAGACCCUAUGAAUGUAAAGAAUGUAGGAAGUCUUUCAGCCAGUAUGCACACCUUUCUCAACAUCAGAGAGUGCACACUGGAGAGAAACCUUACGAAUGUAAAGUAUGUAGGAAAGCGUUCAGCCAGAUCGCUUACCUUGAUCAACAUCAGAGGGUUCAUACCGGAGAGAAACCCUACGAAUGUGCGGAAUGUAAAAAAGCCUUCAGCAACAGUUCAUCGCUUGCCCAGCAUCAGAGAAGUCACACAGGAGAGAAACCCUAUAUAUGUAAGGAAUGUAGAAAAACAUUUAGCCAAAAUGCAGGCCUUGCUCAACAUCAAAGAAUCCAUACUGGAGAGAAACCUUACGAAUGUAAUAUUUGUGGGAAAGCCUUUAGUUAUAGUGGAUCUCUUACCCUACACCAGAGAAUUCACACUGGAGAGAGACCUUAUGAAUGUAAAGAUUGCAGAAAAUCGUUCAGGCAACGUGCACACCUUGCUCAUCAUGAGAAAGUCCAUACUAUGGAGUCAUUCUUGUCCCUUUCCUCUCCGUCACCCUCUAUGUCAAGUCAGUUGCCAAGAACUCUAGGUUUUAUCUCUUAAAUAUGACCCAAAUCUGGCCCAUUGGAACCAUUUAUAUUACAUCAUCCUUGUCUUCUGUGUGUUACUCUGUUCUGUGUGAAAAAGCAAAACGGUUUUCUAGUGUCUUCACCCAUGCCUCUUGUUAGUUUCCACAGUUCAGCCAAACUUUACAAAAACAUAUUUUGGUCAUAUUAUUUAUCCUUCAUUAACUGAAAUUCCUUACCAACAUCCAAAAGUAAAAAGCACACCAUCCUAAAAGUAACCUAAUAGGCCACCUUGCCCCCAGAACCUUGUUUCAAACUACCUGUUAAAGCCUUCAUGUCAAUAUUCAUCUCCCUGUCUCUUUCUCUCUCUCAGUACAUACAAAAUUAAAGCAGAUCUGGACUUUAUUGUUGCUCUCCCAUCUUCCAUUCCUAAUUUUAGGAGAGCAUCUGGUCCUUUGUAACCUUCAGAGCUAUUUAUACUAUGGGACUAAUAGUGGUUCUACCUCAAAAGUCAUUGGGAGAAGAAAAUAAUGCAUGUAGAUUUUUUUUAGCAGAGUGCCUAGCAUAAAGUAAUAUUAAUCUAAAAUAAAAAUAUGAUAUACCAA
Messenger RNA from Mastomys coucha (southern multimammate mouse), 3012 nucleotides. It is a transcript of the gene Znf583, whose product is annotated as zinc finger protein 583. The record is from RefSeq and is a predicted model, not a curated record. NCBI's taxonomy places the organism in Eukaryota, Metazoa, Chordata, Mammalia, Rodentia, Muridae. Gene Ontology annotation, molecular function: DNA-binding transcription repressor activity, RNA polymerase II-specific. The transcript is spliced from 5 exons. Bases 735 to 2444 code for a protein of 569 amino acids. Gene Ontology annotation, biological process: negative regulation of transcription by RNA polymerase II.